CAACAAAAGCUCCCCUGCACCUGGGUCCCCACAAUCCUACGCGAUACGCGGCUGACUUGUAGCUCAAGUAUUGUCGAAGCCUACGAUACGCUACUUCAUUCGAAAAACACUCUUUGGCGCCAUUCUGAUGUUCGCAGUCGUUUGUUCUCCGCUUUCGUUACCGUGAUUGAAGACUUCUUGAAUGUGGUCUCUAUUCAACUGCCCGCACGUCAGCGCAUGCUUCAGAUUGGUCGUAUCCUUGACCGGGUGACUAGUAAUCUGGUCGAUUUGAACUCCACCUCUACCAAGGAGUCUAAAGAUACUCAAACACCCCGGGUUAUUGAACGGCUUCGUCACGUGCACGAUCAGCUACAACGCUUCUACCGA
Messenger RNA from Opisthorchis viverrini, 366 nucleotides. RefSeq lists its product as hypothetical. The annotation marks the transcript as partial. The transcript has a single exon. The record is from RefSeq and is a predicted model, not a curated record. NCBI's taxonomy places the organism in Eukaryota, Metazoa, Platyhelminthes, Trematoda, Opisthorchiida, Opisthorchiidae.